Messenger RNA from Aspergillus nomiae NRRL 13137, 2514 nucleotides. RefSeq names its product Zn(II)2Cys6 transcription factor. Gene Ontology annotation, cellular component: nucleus. Bases 1 to 2514 code for a protein of 837 amino acids. Gene Ontology annotation, biological process: regulation of DNA-templated transcription. Gene Ontology annotation, molecular function: zinc ion binding; DNA-binding transcription factor activity, RNA polymerase II-specific. The transcript is spliced from 2 exons. NCBI's taxonomy places the organism in Eukaryota, Fungi, Ascomycota, Eurotiomycetes, Eurotiales, Aspergillaceae. The record is from RefSeq and is a predicted model, not a curated record.
AUGGAGACCCAGAUUAAGACAUCCAGGCUACGACAGAGCUGCCGCUUUUGCCGAGGCCGAAAGAUUAGAUGUUCUGGAGGACGUAUCUGCAAAGCUUGCCGAGACCGUAAUAUUAAUUGCAUUUACGGCCCUGAAGCCCGCAAGGGCCGACCAAAGCGCAAAGGAACGGAGGACAAGUGCACCCUUAACCCGGGUGUCAGCAAGCGCGACAGGAAGCAGUCCAUUUCGUUGGUUAAUACUGCAGUGUCCGGCGUUCUGAGCGAGGAUUCGGUGGUGCACGCAUCAGUGGCCCUCGAGAAGGUUCACACUUUGGGCAAUGACCUAGAGCAGAUGUUUGAUGAUUACUUUAUCAGCAAGACUGGAUCGGAAUCCAAUCUUCUUCAGUUGUCUAUGAGUUCUUUCCAGAGACGUCAACAGCAGUCGUAUACAUACAGUCAUCCUACACACCAUCAAGUAAAUUAUGAAGGGCUCUUAUCCUCCAUUGCCCAAGAGAUGGUGGAAAUGCUACUUCUGCGCGUUGGCUCUUUGAGAUGUGGACAGCCGGAGAACAACCGAAACUUCUUUAUUGCUACUCUAGUGGCUGACACUACACCGUCCAUGUUCGACCCUCCACAGUAUCAUAACCCUCUAACAGCUCUAGGAAAGCACCGCAUCUUGCAGUUGAUUGACAUGUGGUUUUCAGUGCAUCCUCUGUCGCCACUGGUAUCAAAAAGCUUGCUUACUAGUGAAGUUAAGGAUGGAACAGUGGACGAGGCUCUAUUGGCAAUCAUUUUGGCUGAUGCGUGUCAUGUUUUAAGUGGUGACAGCGAGCAACAUGGAGCUAUACGCGAUGAAUCCCAGAAGUUGUCUGAGUUUGCCUCCAUCCAAAUCAAACAGCGCCAGCUACCACUUGGCGACACAGAGGCUCUCUCCACUGUACAAGCCUUGUUUCUCAUAGGAUGGAGAGAAUUGUGCUUGGGUCAUGCCCGGCGAGCAACCUGCAUUGUGGGCUAUACGUGCUAUAUGGCCUCACGUUUAGAAAAAACAUGGAAGAAUGCCGACAUGAAGAGCGUAAAAUUGAAUGGUGUUGAAAUUGACCUGGUCAAAAAAGAGGUCUUGCAAAAUGUUCACUGGUUAUGCUUAACCACCACCACCUGGGCGUUUAUGCAAUUUGAUCAGGCCCUUGCGCUCUUCGGCCCCGACGAGAUCCCUGAUUUUCCCUGCCGGGAUGAGACCACCUCCGCCCUGAUACGCUUAGACCAGGCGUCCGAUAACAUAUCUACACUGCCGGCACAGAUACAAGCCUUACGAUAUCUAUGGCCUCUCAGCCAUAUCUCCAGUACGGUGUCUCACAUCUAUAUUCUGUAUCUCAAUAUGCCUGCCAAGGGAGUACCAAAGGCCUCAUGGCAGGAGCAGCAUAUUCACCAGUUAUACGAUCUCCUUCAGUCUUGUGCUGACUUCCCCACGUUGUCGGCUAAGAUUAGAGACAUCCUCCUCCAGGCGGUACAAGCUGUGGAGAGUCAAACCACGACAUUGCCUUCACAACUUUACUUGUUAAUUGCCUACCAUGUUAUAAUCACACACAUGCUAUUCUCUCAGAAUAAAACGGACCAAAAGUCGUUGAGAAUUUCGUCUACGAUCAUAAAUGCCUUCUGCCAGUCUGCGUCGGCACUUCUGGUCCUUUCGUAUCGCUCCUUAGAUCCGUCAAAGGGUAUAAUGCUGGUACAGAGGGAAGGAGGCAUGGCGUUCAUCAAUAUGCUUGUCCUGGGGCUCGAUACGUGUAGUAGAGCCCUAGUUCAUAUUUAUGACCACCUCAGCCGCGGUUUGAUUGACAGUCAAAAAGAAAACACAGCGAUCAAACAACAGCUAGCGAAUUAUGCUGAUAAAUUUCAUCAAAUUUGUAAAAGCGAUGCGGUGUCACGAUGUGGAACUGUGAUGCGGCCCGUUAAGAAACGGCUCAAAUGGGCGAAAUUGGCAUUUCAACACCUUCAGAUGCCACCUGAGCCCCAUAUUGAGGGCUUGUUGUUAGAUCUCGCCUUUGCCACUGACCGGCCUGGGGACAUGCCAUCGUCAGAUGUAGUUUCUGAUGCGCUCUUGGUGAACCAGCAGCCGAGCUCAGGCACAGCUGAUCCAUUCUUUGUUGUGGAUGACCCCAUAAUCAACACACUUCUAAGCCUUCCGGGGAUUACUGAUGCCCAUGAGCAAUUAUAUCAAGACUAUACGUGCCUCCAGCCGAGCAAGCCGAGCAUAGGGUCGGAGCAAGAUCUUCUCUACAUCCCAAACCCAACAUCCUUGCUUCCAGGUGAUGGGGAAAGUCUAGAGUUGGUGUAUCGUGGCGCCAGGGGUUCGCCCUUGAGUCUCGCUAAUACCGAUGACCGCCCGGAUGAGCUAAACUCCACGCUAUCUGACAUGACAGAAUUUAUGUAUAGUGAUACUGUCAAUUUUACGCCGCCAGAGCAGACCUUGGAUAACGAUUUAUUGUCACAGUUGCUCAGCAACCCCGAUGAUAACAUGGGACCCUUGUGUGGCAAAUGA